Molecule: messenger RNA, 1545 nt
Organism: Trifolium pratense (red clover)
Lineage: Eukaryota; Viridiplantae; Streptophyta; Magnoliopsida; Fabales; Fabaceae
Exons: 2
Coding region: 1-1545 (514 amino acids)
Molecular function (GO): nucleic acid binding; RNA-DNA hybrid ribonuclease activity
Source: RefSeq, a predicted model, not a curated record
AUGUUUAUCUUUCCUUCCUCACUCAUUGAUGAUAUUGAGAAAAUGUUGAAUGCCUUUUGGUGGGGAGGCGGAGGUAACAACAAUAAAGGGAUCCACUGGUUAGCUUGGGACAGACUUGCAUGCCCUAAGGCGAAGGGUGGUUUAGGCUUUCGUAAUUUUGAAGCGUUCAAUAUGGCUAUAGUGGCUAAACAAGCAUGGAACAUCAUUCAAAAUCCGGACUCGUUGGCGGCUAAACUAGUUAAAGCAAGGUAUUUCCCACGCUCAUCGUUACUCGAAGCAUCUUUGGGUUAUAAUCCUAGCUUUGCAUGGCGUAGUAUUUGGAAGGCUAGACAAAUUCUUUUACGUGGGUGUAGGUGGUGGAUUGGUAGUGGCGAUAGAAUCCGUGUUAUGUAUGAUCCAUGGCUGCGUGGAAAGGGUGAUCGUUGGGUGUCCUCACCUCAAGUGGAAGAUGUGUAUCAUUUAGUUGUUAAAGACUUGUUACUUGAGAAUUAUAAAGCGUGGGAUAUAGCUAAGAUUUGUAACUUAUUUACAUGUCGGGUAGUGGACGAGAUUAUUGCAACCCCUCUUAUUAGUUCGGUUAAAGAGGAUAACGUGGUUUGGGAGGAGGAAAGGAAUGAGUGCUAUUCAGUUAAAUCUGGUUAUAAUCUAGCCAUGAGAUGUAUUAUUCGAAGCGAUAGGCACCAUGUAGAGGGCAAUUGGAAUGAUAUUUGGAAAGCUCAAUCUCCUCACAAAACGCGUCACUUACUAUGGAGGUUGUGUAGGGGGUGUCUGUCGACGCGAGUUUGCUUGAGAAAUCAUUAUGUAGAAUGUGAACUAAGCUGUCCUGUGUGCAAUGUUGAGGUCGAAGAUGAUAUUCAUGUGUUUUUUGGAUGCGUAUUAACUCACGAAUGUUGGUCGGUCGCAGGCCUAUCACAGUUGUUGCAUAAUGCAGCUUACCAGCAUGGAACUGUCGCAGACAAGGUAUUUCGAAUGUGCAAAAAUGAGGACAGUGCAAUGAUAGGACGGGUUGCAUUAUUAUUUUGGUGCAUUUGGCAUAAUCGAAACGACAAGAUCUGGAAUGAUAAUAUUCAGUCCCCGAGCCAAGUUGGAAGCAUGGUGUUCGUCGUCUGGAAUGAGUGGUUUACUGUCCACCAACUGCAGCGUCAUAAUGUUGUUCAUGUUGAGGAUCCUAGGGCGGUUCGGUGGGAGAAACCAGGAGUGGGAUGGAUAAAAUGUAAUGUUGAUGCUGCGUUUGUAGUUGGGUCCGGUGUUACUUCUAUGGGUCUUUGCUUUCGUGAUACCAAUGAGCAUUUUGUGGCUGGCUUGACUCAAUGGCAGCAGCCUUUUUAUUCCAUAGUGGAAGGCGAAACAUUGAAACUAUUACAUGCUAUGAAAGAGGCUAUCCAUCGUGGAUUUGAGCGAGUUCAAUUUGAAAUUAUGGCUUCUAAAGAAAGUCAUCCAUGUAAAUCUGAAAAUUUUGAAAAAGCAAAGUGGAACAUUCCAUUGGAUACCAAAAUAUUACUAGACCUUUGUAUGGAUGAAAUCCGUAAAUGUGGAAAGCCAUGA